AUGCCCAUUCUCGAAAUCACCUCUCAACGUUCCCCCAAAGAUUUGAAUGCUUUCUUGAAAAAGCUUUCCUCUGUGUUUGCUGAACAUAUCGGAAAGCCCGAAUCGUAUUGCUUGGUCACCUUUGUCCGUGUCGACCAACUUUAUUUCGCUGGUACUCCCGAUGCUGGCUUUAUCGCCAAAGUGGGUUCCAUCGGUCAUAUUGACAGGGAACGUAAUGCACGCUUGACCGCAGCCAUCACGGCUGAAAUGAAGAGAGAAUUGGGUGUUUCGGACGAUCGUGGUUACUUCCUGUUUACCGAUUUCCCAAGUGAUAAUAUUGGUUUCAAGAGCACUAGUUUCUCUGACCUUAUCAGAUAA
Messenger RNA from Radiomyces spectabilis, 357 nucleotides. RefSeq names its product Tautomerase/MIF superfamily. NCBI's taxonomy places the organism in Eukaryota, Fungi, Mucoromycota, Mucoromycetes, Mucorales, Radiomycetaceae. Bases 1 to 357 code for a protein of 118 amino acids. Gene Ontology annotation, molecular function: phenylpyruvate tautomerase activity. The record is from RefSeq and is a predicted model, not a curated record. The transcript is spliced from 3 exons.